This is a messenger RNA of Thamnophis sirtalis, 463 nucleotides long. The record is from RefSeq and is a predicted model, not a curated record. NCBI's taxonomy places the organism in Eukaryota, Metazoa, Chordata, Lepidosauria, Squamata, Natricidae.
GAUGCUUUCCUUGAGGAACCUAGUGGGGCUGCUGAGUUGCUGACGAGUCCCCGUUUCCAUCUGAAGAGAAGACGACAUCUUGAACCUUGAAGCAGCAAUGCUGGUGAAGGAAUAUCGGAUUUGUAUGCCUCUCACCACUGAAGAGUACCGAGUUGGGCAGCUUUACACCAUCAGUAAGCACAGCCAUCAGGAGAGCGACAGAGGAGAAGGGGUGGAAGUGGUGAAAAACGAACCUCACGAAGACCCCGUCCAUGGGCCGGGCCAGUUCACAGAGAAGAGGGUUCACCUGUCCAGCAAAUUGCCUAGCUGGGCCCGGGCAGUAACACCACGAAUCUUCUAUAUCACCGAGAAAGCCUGGAACUAUUAUCCGUAUACCAUCACAGAGUACACAUGCUCGUUUCUGCCAAAAUUUUCUAUCUACAUAGAGACCAAGUAUGAAGAUAAUUGUGGAAAUGGCACCAAC